AGUGCAUUUCGGGGGUGGACGUGGCUAUUUUAUACGACGACUCGCUGAGCAUCCGGCCCGACGACUUCACGCUCAUGAAGCAAUUCAUCGGGAAGCUGCUGCGCGCCCUGGCAGGGCCCCGCGUCCAGAUCGCCGUGGUCCAGUUCUCCUCCCACAUCAACCACGUUUUCACCUUUGCCGACUACGUCACGAAGGGCCUGGAGGCCGUGGAGCAGGACCUGAUGGCCUUCCCCCAUCUGAAGGGGAACACUCACACCCCCUCAGCCAUCCUCUUCACGGUAAAACAAACCUUCGCCCCCGAGCACGGCGCCCGGUCCCACGCUAAGAAGCUGCUGAUCGUCCUGACCGACGGGCAGUCCACCGACACCAGAAACUUCUUCCCCCAGGCCAUCCAGGCGGCCAACAACAUGGGGCUGGUCCGCUACGCCAUCGGGGUGGGCAAGGCGUUCUCCACGUCCGAGGCGCGCCAGGAGCUGCUCACCAUCGCCUCGCGGGCUGAGAACGUCUUCCAGGUUGGGAGCUUCUCCGCCCUCAGCACCAUCCAGGAGCAGCUUCGCGAGAAGAUCUUCGCUAUUGAAGGGACGGCCCAGGUUUCCAACGCCAGCUCGUUUCAGCUGGAGCUGUCGCAAGGUGGAUUCAGCGCCCUGCUCACCCCGGAGGCCGUUGUGGUGGGGGCAGUGGGGGCCUAUGACUGGGCGGGGGGGCUGGAGGAGUGGUCGGGAGACCCCCCCCUCGCGGCCUUCAUCAAUGAGUCCUCCCUGGGGCAGGAGGCCAAGGACUCGUACCUGGGCUAUGCCAUGGCCCUGGCCCGCCAGGGGGGCCGUUUCCUGUACGUGGCCGGAGCCCCGCGGUUUGGGCACGUCGGGCGCGUCGCAGUCUUCCAGCGCCACGGGGGGCGGGUCGGAGACAGUGUCCAGGGGGAGCAGGUGGGCGCCUCCUUCGGGGCCGAGCUCUGCACCCUGGACCUGGACGGCGACGGCGACACAGACCUGGUUCUGAUCGGGGCCCCCGGCCACCAGAACCGCAGCCGGGGCGGCCUGGUCCGGGUCUGUGCCCUGCGGGAUGGGGGCUCCCUGAGCUGUGCCCAGACACUGUGGGGGUCCCCGGGGGACGGGCUGGGUCGGUUCGGGGCGGCACUGGGGCCCCUGGGGGACGUGAACGGGGACGGCGCGGGAGAUGUGGCCAUCGGGGCCCCCAUGGAGGAUGAGGGCAGGGGGGCCCUUUACAUCUUCCUGGCGGAGCCGGGGAGACUGGCCCUGAGAGACCCCCACAGCCAGCGUAUCUCCGCCUGGUCUCUUUCUCCCGCCCUCCGGUUUUUUGGUCAGUCCGUCCAGGGGCGGCUGGAUCUCAGCGGGGAUGGACUCACGGACGUGGCCGUUGGGGCCCUGGGCCGGGCCGUGCUGCUCAGGUCCCGUCCGGUGAUCAGCGUCUCCUGCUCCAUGGUGCCGAAUCCAACCCUGAUCCCCCUGGACAAUGUCGGCUGCACAGGGGGGGCGGGCGGGGGGACCGGGCAGUUUGCCCUGACCCUGUGCUUCAACCUCAGCCAGAUCAGCCUGGGGGGGCCAG
Molecule: messenger RNA, 1566 nt
Organism: Terrapene triunguis (Three-toed box turtle)
Lineage: Eukaryota; Metazoa; Chordata; Testudines; Emydidae
Product: integrin alpha-M-like
Exons: 11
Biological process (GO): integrin-mediated signaling pathway; cell-cell adhesion; cell-matrix adhesion
Cellular component (GO): external side of plasma membrane; integrin complex
Molecular function (GO): integrin binding
Source: RefSeq, a predicted model, not a curated record